This is a messenger RNA of Canis lupus familiaris (dog), 2787 nucleotides long. RefSeq names its product CD300 molecule like family member g (gene CD300LG). The transcript is spliced from 7 exons. Gene Ontology annotation, cellular component: plasma membrane. NCBI's taxonomy places the organism in Eukaryota, Metazoa, Chordata, Mammalia, Carnivora, Canidae. Gene Ontology annotation, molecular function: transmembrane signaling receptor activity. The record is from RefSeq and is a predicted model, not a curated record. The coding region runs from base 166 to 1230 and encodes 354 amino acids.
GGGAAUGGAAGAGGCGCCUCCCUCUGUGCGCCGAGGGGUGACCUCCCCGGCCCCUCCCCCACUUCCUUGUGCAGUUCUCGUGCCCCUGGAGGAAGUUAGAGUCCCCCGUGGCCCCGAGAGGAGCUCCCAGUUCCCGCGUGUGCUCCUGCAGGUCCAGCGCCCACCAUGUGGCCCCUCACUGUGCUGUGGGGCUGCCUCUUGCUCCCAGGUUACAGAGCCAUGGUGGGCCCCAAGGAGAUCAGUGGGUUUGAAGGCGACACCGUGUCUCUGCAGUGCACCUACAGGGAGGAGCUGAAGACGUAUAGCAAGUACUGGUGCAGGGAGCGCGGGAUCUUUGUCUCCCACUGCUCUAACACCAUCUAUGCAAGAGAGGACGGCCAGGAGACGACGGAGGGCAGGGUGUCCAUCCAAGACAGCCCCCAGACACUCACACUCAGCGUGACCCUGAGGAAACUCACCCUGCAGGAUGCCGGGAAAUACUUCUGUGGGGUCUCCAAACUGGGCAGAGAUGAGUCUUUCCUGGUCUCCCUGCUUGUCUUUCCAGCUUCUCCUGGUCUCCACCAAACAGUCACCACAGCCAAGCAGGGGAAGACAGGGGCCUCAGCCUCGGCCCCUACGUUCGCAGGGACCUCCCCAUACGGGCGCACAGGAAGCUACCCCUACACAGGAACCUCUCCGCGCACAGGAAGCUACCCCUACACAGGAACCUCUCCGUAUGCGGAGACCUCUCCUCAUGAAGCAACCUCUCCUCAUGCAGGGACCUCCCGCCUCUCCAAACGGCCGGACUCCAGCUCAGCAGAGGACACCACUCUGGCCCCCAGCAGCAGCAGCUCUGUGUCUAGAGUCUCCAUCCCAAUGGUCCGCAUCUUGGCCCCUGUCCUGGUGCUGCUGGCUCUUCUGCUGGCCGCAGGCCUGGCUGCCCUUGGCAGCUAUCUGCUCCGCUGGAGGAAGGAAGCUCACCUGGCCGCAGAGACACAGAGGAACGAGAAGGUCCACCUCUCACAUUCACACUCGCCGCUGGAGUACCCCGUGAUCAACCCCACAGGGCCUUCUGGGCCUCACGCCAGCCCAGAGCCCGCCGCCAGCCCAUGCACAGAAAUCCAGUGCCUCAGCCAGAGUUCAGAAGAAAGUGAAGCGCCUUUGCAGGACCCGGAGGAGAACAUCAUCCCAGGGCCUCCCCUCCACAUGUCGGAGGAGGAGCUCUGCUUCUCAAAGUUCAUCUCAGUCUAGCAUGGCAAGAGUGCCCCCAGGCCAGCCUGCCGGGAAUCUGAACGGCUAGAUUUGCACUAACUCCAAUCAAUUUCCGCUAUAGCUUCAGAGUUCACCUGCCAGGCCCCAGGCUCUCCCCCACCCUCCCCAGGCUCUCCCCAACCCUCCCCAGGCUCUCCUCCUGCACACCCAGCCUGACCUGGAAGCCUUGGCCAGCCCCAGGGGGUGGCCUCACAGUUCCAGUGGGGAGACUGGGACCUCCUCAAUAUGUUCACAUCCCUGGGCAGGGUGGGGCGGGGCGGGGCGGGGCGGGCAGCCUCUGGAGCUCGCCAGAGCCAGGCAAGGCUCAGGAGAUCUGGUCUGAGUUUGUAUCUGCUACAAGAGAUCCCUUGCACCGGGGUACCCAGCAAAAGACCCCCACUUUCUUCUCCCUUCCAUCCUGACUCAGCACCACUUUCUCCUGCAUAAGUGUGCAAGGAGGAGGAGGAAGAGCAUGCCAGGGGAUAGACAAGGUUCUGAUUUCUCAAAAUGUGACUGCAUCCCACUCCUUCAGGAAGCUAGUUAAAAAUGUGAUUCCUGGGCUCUACACCAUCUCUGGGGCUGGCCCCACAACUCUGCAUUUCUAACAGUGUCAGGUGGCUCUUAUACUUGAAUUUGAGAAGCAGUGGGCUCAGGUUCAUCCAGUUUAGAGGCUACAUUUGGUGUGUGGGGUCUCCCACCUGCUCCGCCUCCCCCCCCCCCCACACACACACACACAAUAGGGGCUGCUCUGCCCACGACACCAUGACCCAGUUGGGGGCUUUCCUGGGCCCAUCCGAGUCCAAGCCCAGGUUAGGUGCACCUUGGAAGGGGUGAGUCCAGGACUGGCAGGGAGGCGUUGUCUUUCCCAGCUCCCCACCCAGCCAUGCAUCCUAGGCUUUGGAAGGAGGCUGGAGAAAAGCUUGGCUCCUUCCUCAUUGAGAAAGGGUUAAUUGCCUGUGGGCUGGGGUUAGGGAGGGAUUGAAAAGUACUGGGUGCAGGUGGGUGUCUACAGGGCUAGAGAGAGGAGACAGGGCAGGAACCCAAUGAUGACCCUGAGGCUGGUCCCCUGGAGAGGGAAGGGGGAGGGGAUAGAAUAAGAAGACUGUUCUUUUUUUUUUUUUUUUUUUCUCUUUUUCAACUUUCUUUAAAAAGUGAAAUGGGUGGUUGCUCAGUAUACAAAAGUUAGAAAUCCAGGCGGAGGAGGAGAAGAAAACUCACUCAGGCUCACCACUCCUCCAGACCAUCACUGUGAUCACUGCGGCAUUUUGUUGCAUUUCUUUUCCUUUUUUUUCCCUUCACAUCAUUUACUGGUGUUCUCUCUUACAAAUUAUUUUGCAUAUACAACUUUAGAUCCUGCUUUUCCCACUUUAAUGCUUUUUAAAAAUUUUUUAUUUGUAAGUCAUCUCGAUGCCCAAUGUGAGGCUCAAACUCACAACCCAAUCAAGAAUCACAUGCCCCACCGACCUAGCCAGCCAGGCAUCCCCCCACUAAUUCUUAUAAACAUUUCUCCAUAUUUUACCAAACUUUAUAAAUAAAAUGUUUAUCAGCUCUGUGAUA